Messenger RNA from Oryzias latipes (Japanese medaka), 2232 nucleotides. RefSeq names its product solute carrier family 10 member 4 (gene slc10a4). The record is from RefSeq and is a predicted model, not a curated record. Gene Ontology annotation, biological process: bile acid and bile salt transport. Gene Ontology annotation, molecular function: bile acid:sodium symporter activity. Gene Ontology annotation, cellular component: membrane. Lineage: Eukaryota; Metazoa; Chordata; Actinopteri; Beloniformes; Adrianichthyidae.
AAACAAAGAAAACUUUUUUUUGCUUUUAUGUUAUGGUCCGGCCCACUUAGGAUCAGACGCCUUGAAUGUGGCCCCCGAACCAAAAUGAGUUUGACACCCCUGGUCUAGUGGGUCUAGAUGACCCAACUCCCAAUGUUCAAUUUCCUAGGAUAGCACAAGGGAUAAAUGAAUGGAAAGGCCAGCUUCUUGCAGCUGGAGUCUCUGAUGAAACAGUUCUCAUGAAUGCAUCAUCUCACUGAGUUAAGACCAGUCAAUCACCUGAAAAUAGUCAACAAAACUAUAAUUAUUACAUUCAUAAACACGGCGUGUUUGGUCUCCGUCUUCCCCUCCCUCAUUAUCUGGAUUAUAUCCAUCGUCAUUGUGGGGUCUUUGUGUUUUUACUGUUACAGAAGGACUCCAGAUGCGUUAAACCAGCAAACCAAGCGCGCGCCCUGAUGUAAAGUUUAAGACUCGUGCGUCAUCCUGGUGGGAAAAGAAGCUCCGCGGAUAAAAAGAUAAAAGAGCGCAGGCGCAUUUUCCAAGGUGCUUCAUGAAUCUAAAGCCCAACCCAGCUUUCAUUCUAUAAACUGCAGCGCCCCCCUCCCCCUUCCCUCACAGGCUCCGUCUAUCACCGUUCAGUGGGGAGUUGGCGUCUCGGCUGCUCCUCCUGUUCUGAAGAAAGUGCCGGUAUGUCCAGCAGCUCGAUCUGGAGGGGAAUUUGUCGCUGAAGUGACGCGUCAAGGCGCAUUGAUCCAGCUCCAGUCUGGCACCAGACGCAGAGAGUCCCUAUAAACCACAAGUGCCAUGGCAUCAUCAUCAUCAUCAUCAUCAUCAUCAUCACGCUCCCUGGUCAUCGUGUCCUCCGCAGUCUGUCUUUAGUGACCGCGCGCCUUACGCACGACACCUGCAGGCAGAACUCCCCCUCCGUGGAAAUCCUCUGCGCUCCUGUUGCGCUAUGGAGCAGCGCGGCGCGCAAAUCUUGGAAGCGAUGGACUUACGAGUGCCAGUUGGAUCAGGAGCCCUGCCAGCCCCCGGAGCCGAGCUCAUGGCCGCUCCCCCCACAGAAACCUCUCACCUGAUCCCUGCCUUCUGGGACUCCCCCCUCAGUCACUGGAUCAACGUGAUAGUGGGACUGGUGCUCUGCUUCACCAUGCUGGGGCUGGGCUGCACGGUGGAGGUCAGCCAGCUCAGGGAGCACAUCCGCAGACCGAUCGGGGUGCUGCUGGCUCUGCUGUGCCAGUUUGUCAUCAUGCCUUUGGUGGCCUUUCUUCUGGCUUUAGCCUUCUCUCUGGAUGACGUGGCUGCGAUGGCCGUGCUCCUUUGUGGCUGCUGCCCCGGAGGGAAUUUGUCAAAUAUCAUGUCCUUGCUGGUGCACGGAGAGAUGAACCUCAGCAUCAUCAUGACCAUUUCCUCCACCCUGCUGGCGCUGGUUUUGAUGCCGCUCUGUCUGUGGAUCUACAGUCGGGCCUGGAUCAACACCCCGGUGGUGGAGUUGCUGCCCUUCGGGGCCAUCACUCUGACCCUGUGCAGCACCCUCAUCCCGAUAGGGCUGGGGGUGCUGCUGAGGUACCGCCACACGCGCGUGGCCGACGUGGUCUUAAAGGCGUCUCUGUGGUCUCUGCUGGUCACCCUGGUGAUGCUCUUCAUCCUCACCGGAGCCAUGCUGGGCCCGCAGCUGCUCUCCACCAUCCCGGCCUCAGUCUACGCCGUGGCCGUCCUCAUGCCCCUGUGCGGGUACGCGGCGGGGUACGGGCUCGCCGUGCUCUUCGACCUGCCCCCCAGUAGUCGCAGGGCGGUCUCCUUGGAGACGGGGUGCCAGAACGUGCAGCUGUGCACGGCCAUCCUGAAGAUGGCCUUCCCCCCGCAGCUGAUGGGGGGGCUGUACAUGUUCCCCCUGCUCUACGCCCUGUUCCAGGCAGCGGAGGCGGGCAUCUUCAUCGUGGCCUACCGGGCGUACAGGAGGGAGGUCCUGCACAAACCGGACGCCCGCGUGCCCGGGGGGGACUCGGACAUUUCCUAUCAGAGGUUUAUCGAUGAGGACUUUGACUCCUCCUACGGGGCGGUGACAGUGAGUGACCCCAACUCCAUCAUGCUGGAGCCCUGCCCCCCCCACCCAACCCCUGUCUAACGGACUCGUGGUAACUGUUGUCUGUUAGUCUUCAUUCAUGAUCAUUGCUGCGAUGGCUGGACGCUCCACCAGCAGCUCGUGACCCUGUACCUCCUGUGUGUUAAACAUUAAAGCCUGACAAGAUC